Messenger RNA from Nylanderia fulva, 10175 nucleotides. Its product is annotated as synaptogenesis protein syg-1. Lineage: Eukaryota; Metazoa; Arthropoda; Insecta; Hymenoptera; Formicidae. The record is from RefSeq and is a predicted model, not a curated record. Gene Ontology annotation, molecular function: protein binding.
CGCGAUCGUGGCGAGCGUACGCGUAUCUCGUGCGUGCCGUGUAUAUAUCGCGCGCGCGCGUUCGAAUACACGGUUCGAAUUCCAUUCCGAACUCUUCGCGGGCGAAAGAAACGUACGAGGGUGCGAGCGACCGCGCGAAAUUGCAACGACGAAAUUCCGUGCCGCUCCCUUCGUCAUCCGGGAUUGCUGUUGGACGAUUGCUCCGAAAAAGAGAUCUGGAGUCUCCGGCUUCCAGGAUUUACGAGGAGAGAGGACGAACGCGAGAGCGGGGAUUGCGAGGAUCCGCGAGCGGACGUCGAGUGAAACAGGUGAUUCCGUGAUUCGUACGAAGAAGCACUUUUCGCCGAAGAAAUUUAACCGCAGCCGGACUCGACCUCUCUCUUGCGGUGAUCGAGAGAGAGAGAGAACGGACCGCAAGUGAUAUGAGUGCUGAACGCAGGAUCCUUCGUGACGGCGUUAAACGUCGAUCGAGUCGCGAGAGAUACCAAGGAAAUACCAUCGAGUGAUCGGCACGCGAGGAAGACCGGAUAUCGCGCGGGGAGGGGGACGGGUCGAAGCCGAGAUAGAAGGACGAGAGGGAACGUAAUAGCCAGUGGUGUUUUUUCCUCUCUUUGGUUGCGUGCGAAGGGGGAAAGCGGACCCUGUCUACGCGUGCGGCGAGAUACGAGAAAAGCGAAGACGAGCUGGAGAACGACCGGGUGGAAAUAGCCUCGAGGCGGGAAGGAAGGUGAAAAAGAUGAUGCGGUGCCAUCCGAUCAUUCUCCUCGCCGGCCUGCUCACCGUCGUCCGUGCUCAAGGGGUCCCGCGAACAUUUUCGGCUAGGCCUUACCGAGGAGGGCCGCCACAGUCCGUAAGAGCGGUCCUCGGUGGAACGGCCGAGCUACCGUGUAUUAUUCGUCCACCUCAUCAGAACGAUUCCGCUAUCUUGGUCGUCUGGUACAAGAGUGACGUUAUCCCGAUCUACAGUUACGAUUUACGUGGCAAGCACUCGGACAAAGCAUCGCAUUGGCAAGAUAAAGAAUACCUCAACGAUCGGGCGUUCUUUAGGACAACAACGGAUCCAGCUACUUUGAGCGUUAAUCACAUACAGGAACAGGACGAAGGCGAAUUCAGGUGCCGAGUGGACUUUACUACAAGUCCGACUAGAAACUCCAGAAUUCAACUGACAGUGAUAGUGCCACCGCAGAAGCCGAAUAUUAUCGACGAACGCGGAGAUCCCAUCAAAGACGUCGCCGGACCUUACGAAGAAGGUGGUCAAAUGGAACUACAUUGCUACGUCUUUGGGGGUCGCCCACAGCCUAAAGUGAGAUGGUGGCGUGGAGAGACGCUUUUGGACUCUAAGGACGAGUCAGGUGAUUCCCAUGAUGUUCGUAAGAACACACUUCUCGUCAGCGAAUUGUCAAGAGCGGAUCUACACGCGACGUUCGAGUGUCAAGCAUCCAACAACAACAUCAGUCAGCCUGUGUCGAUGUCGAUAGCGAUUGAGAUGCAUCUGAGGCCCUUGAGCGUGACGAUACUCAGCAGCGAACACGCGCCCCUAAGCGCGAAUCGGAAGUACGACAUCAACUGCAUGACAGUCGGUUCAAGGCCGCCGGCCGAGCUGUCUUGGUACAUGGAUGGCAAGAGGCUCGACAAUCAAACGAACAAGGUUUCGCAGGAUGGUAACAUGACGACUUCCAUCUUAACAUUUCAGCCCACUCUAUUAGAUCAUGAUAAAGUUAUCACGUGCAGGGCUGAAAAUCCUAAACUCACCCGCGGUAUAGCAGAGGAUACAUGGAAACUGAAUGUUUUUUUUGUUCCGAUCUUGCAUCUGCAGCUCGGCAAGAAUAUGAAUCCAGAUGACAUCGAAGAAGGCGAUGACGUAUACUUUGAGUGCAAUGUUCGUGCGAAUCCGGGUGCCUAUAAAGUCGUAUGGAAACAUAACGGAAACGUGAUUCAGAAUAACGCGAAGAACGGCGUUAUAGUCCAGCAAUACGGUUUGGCUCUCCAAGAUGUGAAUCGGUCCCUGGCCGGAAAUUACACCUGCGUUGCCAGCAACGUCGAAGGCGAUGGCUACAGCAAUAUCGUGGAACUUAAGAUCAUGUACAAACCGAUCUGCGUGCCGGAUCAGAAGAGAAUCUACGGGGUGGCGAGACACGAGGACGCUCGCGUGAUAUGCAGGGUCGAGGCGUUUCCGCCGCCGGAGAGCUUUCGUUGGGCCUUCAACAAUACCGAGGAGAUGGUCGACGUGCCCCAAGCGCGUUACAAGAAUUCGACCAGACAUACCCAGAGCGUCCUCACAUACCGGCCGGUCACGGAAAUGGACUACGGCACCGUGUUGUGCUGGGCGAGCAACACAGCCGGUCAGCAGAAGAAUGCCUGCAUAUUUCACAUCAUUCCUGCGGGCAAACCGGAAGCUCCAUACAACUGCACGCUGACCAACCAGACCACCGAAUCACUCUCGGUGGAAUGCACCGCUGGUUUUGACGGUGGUCAGCCUCAACACUUCCUCCUUGAAGUGUUCGAUCAGCACACGAGAGUUCUGCAGGCCAACGUCACGUCCAGAGAUAAUGCGGCUUUCACCGUACAGGGCUUAGAACCGGGCAAGGUUCUGAAUAUGAUUCUGUACGCGGUGAACGCGAAAGGAAGAAGCGAACCCACUCUACUGGAAGGUUUUACGCUCAAAGUCGCCGAGAAGCAAACUGUACGCGUCUUGUUCACAGGUACUCCGGUACCCUUCGAGUUCACCCCGUUACUCGGGGGUCUGAUCGGUGUGGUCACUGCACUUUUGCUCGUCACCGCCACCAUUUUAGCCGCGUUGAAGGUGAGGAGCGAGAGGCGAGCACAAAGGCCAGGCGAUUUACCUCUAAAGAAGGCCACCGCGCCAAGUUCCGAGGACCUUUACGACGCGGAUGACAGAAAUCCGGACGUUGUACCGACCAACAAAGAUUCAGAUUAUCAGCUGACCGGCUCGACUUCCGGCACGCCGCUGGCAACGCAAAACACACCGGAUGGUCUUCCACCGUCGUCCCUUCCGGCCCAGCAGACGAAUAAUCACCUCCAAGGACUUCCCGCCUACUCGCAUAACGACUACAGCAAUUAUCCGACCUUGCCGCUAUCCGGCGAGGUAACAUACGCCGAGCUAUGUCUGGCGAGGCCCACCACCCUGUCAACCCUGGCGACCGACGCAAAACUGGCCAGCCUCGGCGGAGUCGGCGGCCUGGGCGGUCUUCCGGGUUACGGUAGCGGUCUCGGGGUGAUCGUAGGUGGCAAACCGUACACGAAGGAAGCCACCGUCUACGCGUGCAUCGAUCACAAUGCCAGGCCGCCUAAGGUGGACGUCUCGAACGCGCCGUCGUGCGCGACCACUCCCAUAACGACGGCGAACGUGCUCCAGGACUCGACCGUCUCCACCGUGAUGAGCGGCAAGCAGCAUCACCCGACGAGGGAGGUCGUCACCGUCCGCACGCCUCUCAUCUCGACCCAGGAGAGCUGCGUAUAGGGACGCGAUUCCGACGCGCUCAACGUCAACGAGUACUACGUCUGAUAUGGCCGCCGACUCGUGACGAUCGUGCGCGUCCUCGUGGCCGACCUUUCGAUUCCUUACAAUUUUGCGCGGCACUCUCUUUCAAGUAAAAAAAAAAAAAAACGUCCUCGAAUUCUCGGGAAAAGGUAUCUCUCUAUGCGAAUGUGAAUUGAGUUUCGUUUCCGGCUGCGACGCCAACGCCGUGUUUGAAAUGGAUAAACUUUGGAUCGUGACGAACGACGGAUCGUACAACGAUGAUCGGACUACCUAGUAUAUAUUUUAGUAAAGGAUUCGCAUGAACAUGCAUCGAGGAUCGCGUAAUGAGAGAAAGCCAGAUGCAAUCUUCGAAUGCAAUCUAUCCGCGCGACUUGCAAUCCUAUAUCGAGAUAACGAAUCGAACAUAUACAAGACUGCUCAAAUAAUUUUUAUGAAUAUAUUAUAUCGCAAAAUUCUAAUAUCGGGUUUAAUAACUGAUUCUUUCGACAGAUACCACGUAUAUUAUACAAAAUUUAUGGAAAAUUAUUGGAAUAAUUACUAUUCAAUUUCUAGAGAGAACUAGUAUUUAUCUUCGAUGAGAAUUAAAAAGAUGAUGUACAAAAAAAAUUCAUAUUAUAGAAGAAUAUAUAAAGAUAAAAGACGGUAUUCCCUAAAACGCCUUCGAUCGAGAACGUCGCACGGCGACGAAACGCAAUUUAUUCACAAGAGAAUCGUCAUCCUUAUAUGAUCGUUUUGAUUUCGGAAAAUACCGGUGUCGAAAAAUCUAUGAAACCAUGGGAAAUUCCGUCGGUUGACCGAAAAGCCGAUGAAGUGGAGAGAAACAUGUCGAAAAAUCUAGAUUUCCACAUUUCGCGGGAUGUUCGUAUCGCGAGAGAAGCGAAUGUACCUACGUCUCGCGACGGCGAAUGUAAAUUUUCUAUCUCAAGGGUAUACUUUGUAUUACAAAGUAGGUAUGGGAAUAAAGAAGAUCGUGGCGCGUUGAGUGUAUUUUCGUAAAAUGGCGCGUCUUUAUCGAUAUGCUCCCUUUCUCCUUCUCUCUCGGAGCACUGUGCAUCGUGUCGAUUACGUCGCGACGAUAAAUUUGGAAAAAGAUCCGCGCCGGGGGAGAGGAUCGAUCCAUUCCGCGAAAUCUUUAAAAAAUAUUUCCGCAUAGAACAAGUGGGUGCCGCAUAGAACAGUGACGUUACAAGAAAUUCGACGUGAAAAUUUUCUCAAUGUCGGACACAUCGUUCUCCUAUUGCCGUUACCAUGAAUUUUCCAGUUCUAAAAAUACUCGCAAUUUUAUGGGCUAUCCAAUUUCCGAUCGCAUCGGUCGAUCCCGUAGAUAAAUUCAUGCUGGGCCAAUAAAACUUUGUUUCCUCGCGCAGUAUCAAUUUAAUUAACAAGAAAGUAAUUGAAUGAUUAAUCAGUCAAAUUAUGCAGUUGUUCGACGGUUGAUCGAUUCUCCCGAAAAAGAAGCACAUAAUUACUAAUAAUUUACGUGACAUGUCACAGUCAACAUUUUAAAUGUGUCACGUAAACGUGUGCUAAUUAAUUGAAUCUCACUGUUUAUAUCGACAUUUAUUCUGAAUUAUUUACAGUAUGCCGCACACCACGGAAACUUGCAAGGUAAGAAUAAAAUUGCUGACUAUAAAAUAAGCGGAACUAUCGAUUCUCUUUUCUCGCGCGCGGUCCGAAACCGUUCGGAAAUGAUUCGCUUUAUCUUUUCAUCAUUCUAGCCUAUUUACACGAAUUUUCUCUUAUCUAAACGCGGGAUGUGCGAACGGUGAGUAAUAUUCGUGUGGAAAUUUUGCAAAAGUCACAUUUUCACAAUAACUCGAGAAAGGAUUUUUCUCUUCGUAAUGACCUGACACUUAUUUCAAGUAAGAUGUUGUAAAUAAUAACUUUUCCUCGAGGACGAGGACACGGAAUAUAAAUUUAGAUUAAUUAUCGAAAUUAUAUCGUGUGCGUUGAUAAAGAGCCUACCUGCGCUCCGAAAAUAUGUAUAUUAAUUCUAAUUAACAAAACGUACCUUGUACACUGCGCAUCGUUCAAUCAGCGACGCGAGUAUCCAUGCAUUAUUUGUAAUUCCAUUCAUUUCGAACGGAUGAUAUUUUGCGACGGGAUCGUCAUUUUCGUGAAUAAAGAGACAAUAACGUUGCAGGACUGUUGGAUUAUAUAAAAGUGGCCCGUGAACGGUCAAUUACAUUGCGCUAUAUUUUUUCGAACUUAAUUGAGUUUAUUUAAGCUUCCUAUCGAGAAUACUUCAUUAUUAUACAAUUUUUAUAUUCUCCGAAAAAACAAAAUAAACUUACUUGUGUAUACGAUCACGUAUAUAGAGACUGGUUAUUGAAAUUUAAAGAACACUGGUAUCAUAAAGUGAUGAAGAUAUACAGCAGUCAAAGAAAUAAAAAUAAAAUGAAAUAAUUAGUGAUCUAUAUGCAUGGAUUCUUAAUAUAAAAUCUGUAUUUAUCAAGUCGCGCGAUAACGAACGCGAUGUAAUUCAUCGUUUAGCGGCCGAUUAUAUUUUCACUUCGCGUCGAUCCCUUUUAAAAAAAAAACGUAACAAUACUGCCAUGAUGUGUGCAUUAUUUUACGACGAAAUCUUAUGGACAGACCUGUGUCCUGUAUAGGACUGCCAAACGCGCACAACUGCCAUGUCGCAUUCGUUUUCAUUAAGUUUAUCGUCGAAAAUAACAAAGAGCAAUCGAGAGGAACAUACUUUUCGCGCGUCGCCGUACGUUGUGCACCGUACAAAUGUACACGCGUGUACAUCUUACAGAGUAUAUAUAUAUAUACACAUAUAUAUAUACUUAUAUUGGUCCUCAUCGUCGCACGCAGCGAAGACGGGAGUUGUAAAUAACUUGUACAUAAGGACACAUCGAGAAAAGAGAGACUUUAUUCGCGAGAGAUGCUCGAGGUUAAACCCCCUACGUCUUCUUUGAGGGACGACACACAUAACAGGCACACGAAGGAUCGUUAUCGACGGAUCCGUUAACGAUAUUACAGAGAAAUACGUACGUUUCCAAGGGAAAUUGUAUCGAGCGGAUAUUGUGUCUUGCCGGUCCACGAGAAAGGAAAGAAACGACGAUUCUCUAACGCGCGCAAAUCUGGUUUUUCUUUCUUGCUUUAAAAAAAAAAAGUCAUAAUUUUUAUUCGAUAACAAUUUAUAUUCAGUUUCGUGUUUCUUAUAUAAUUCGAAUGUUUUUUUGUUACUUUUAUUCCUUCUCGUGGCCAACCGAUAUUAAACGUAAAAUCCGUUAUCGAUCGUCGUCGUCGUCGUCGUCGGCUGAACACGAAGAAAGUCGACGUGACGAGCGUUCCUUCGUGCGUACAUACGCCCCUUCGUAAUUUGUAAGAUAUAUGCUCCGAUGUACAGCGCCGAGAUAUUUUUUCAGAGUGUGCGUAAUACAAUACCUCCGCGUAUAUCGUCAAGUCUUGGGCACCCGCAAUUAGGCGAGGCCCGUUUAAAGAGCGGGCGGGACUGUAUAAUUAAACGAUCGGAUUGCGAUUAAUGGUCAGACAAAGAACUAAAGAUAUAUGUAUAUGUACGUAUGGGCAUGUGUGCGUGUGUGUGUACAUAUGUGAAUCUAUGUGACCAUACGAUUCUGCAAAGUCAAGGAUUAAGAAUAAUAAGAAAAGAAAUGUGUGAAUAUGUGUGUGUGCGCUAUUUCACAAUUUUCUCACGUGACUUAUUAUAGUAAAAUUUAUCAUAUCGUUAUCAAAAAUUUACGUAUUAAUUCUUCCACGCUUAAUUUGAAUCCCGAACAUUUUUUUUUACUAAUCAGCAGAUAUAAAACCGUAUGCUAUAUUAAUAUUACAAUAUAAAUUUAAAUAUAUUUUUUUAGAUAUUAAACUUGCGCUCUACUUUUCAUUGUAGUUAGAAUAUCGCAGUUAUUUCAUAAUAAAGAAUUUUUUCAAGAAUUCAAGAAUGAAAGGGUUGAGACGAGACGAUUCUUUUUCAUUUUCUAUCCGGUGCUCGAACGAGGUCGAAGGUGGACGGAGAAAAGAAAAUUAUACUUCGAGUGCUCCAAUUAAAUCUCCGUAAGAUCGAUUCUUCUCCUGACUCAAAAGGUAUCUAACUAUGCUGCUUAACUAUUCUUUUUUAUAUCCUGUUCUGGUGCAUUAUACUAUUCGAUAUUAUAUGAAUAUAUAUAUAUAUAUAUAUAUAUUUUCUUUUACAAUUUCGAUAAUAUGAUUUUCUUACUUAUACAUUUCUUUCCAGGAAAAUUCCUGCGCACAAUCAAGACUAAAAAUACUUUACUUAAAUGUAUAAGUUAAAAUCCUUUCUAUUGUUUCCGAAAGAGAUAAAAAUUCAAGAGAUAUCGCUCUUCUAAAACAACUUGAAUAAAAAAAACUGUUUCGACAUUUGAUCAACACAACCCGUGCUUCGAUUCGAUGACGUCAUAACGCGUUGCACGCGUACAAUAGUCCGCAGUGCAAUAGCACUGCAGUGUAGAUCCACCCGAUACGUACACCGGAUGUAUCUGUACACAUACACAAAAGUUCGAUUGGCGGAGUCCUUCCGGUUUCGCAGGUACUUUAAGCACGCGCUCCGUUAACGAUCGCACGCGCCGGUUUCUCCACCCCUUCGUAAAUUCUCGCUUCUCGCAUGCUACAAUACAUUCCACGUUUCCUGUCAAAUACCGCGGGCACAUUUCGCCGCCGCAAAAUUUUCGACGGUGAUAAAGAACCGCAGAAUUUCGUACGUCGCGACCCAAUUUCGUAUUCUCGCACGGAAUGAACUGUAAGCCAAUAAUAAGCGUCAUCAUAUGAUUCGCGUGCUUUCGACUAGCUGCAAAGCUUAAUAAAGUCGCAUGUCAUUGCACAUGACCGCGAUUCAGAUUACUUUUGGACAGAUUAGAACAUCACCGUAUAUGUGAUAAUAAUUACAUUUGACAAAAUUGGAAUAAAUAAAAAAGGAAACUGAAUUGACAAUUCAUUAUUCAAGUAUCACAAGAUUGACAUUUCCGAGGAUAUAUCGAGAUAUUGCGAUUCAAAUACCAGAUAUAUUUUUAUCUAAAAAUUGAAUGAUUAAUUUACUUUGAUUUCUUCUAUUUUAUCAUGUAACGACAUAGAGAAGAUAUUGUCCUCGUUCCAUGACACUUUGACAUAUUAAGACAUAUAUUGCGUUAAUGAUAAUAAUUACAUUUGACAAAAUCGGUAUAAAUAAAAAAGGAAACUGAAUUGACAAUUCAUUAUUCAAGUAUCACAAGAUUGAAUUUCCGAGGAUAUAUCGAGAUAUUGCGAUUCAAAUACCAGACAUAUUUUUAUCUAAAAACUGAAUGAUUAAUUUACUUUGAUUUCUUCUAUUUUAUCAUGUAACGACAUAGAGAAGAUAUUAUCCUCGUUCCAUGACACUUUGACAUAUUAAGACAUACAUUGCGUUAAUGAGUCGACGUGAAUGAGUUGUCCAAAUCUUUUGUUCCGCUUUGAUCAAAGUAACGCGAAAAACGUAGACCAUUCGCACGAAAUUCCGAAGAACCGGCCGUUAGUAUGGAACAAAUGCGUUCUAUUUGUUUCACCGCAGCCUCCGAAGUAGCAAAGUUGCGCUUUGUACGUCGUGUCUGCAUUGCGGCGUACGUUGCAUCCGCGGCUAGGGAAAACCUCGAGGGCCAAAGCGGGCCGUGCUAGUUUCAAAAGAAAUCCUCCCUCUCUCUCUCUCUCUCUCUCUCUCACCCUAUGCGAAAUCUCUAUACACCGGAAUCUGAAAGUCAAUUCUUCCCUCCGUGACGUGGGAAAUCUAUUAGCGUCCGUGCGGAAGCGUCAAAAGCCCUAAUAAAGCUCUCAAACGUCCCUUUUUUGUAACGGAAUAUUCAUUUACCCGCCGCGAUAACCGCGCUGCAUCAAUUCCGGACUUCCCGGAAUCCGUAAUACAUCCCUUCUGCCUCUCCUCUUCCCCUCCUACAGUACAGAUAUUCCGGUGCAUUCUCUUGAAUAUCUAUCGGAUAUCGAAGUGUAUCAUGACAAUGUCCGAAUUUCCGUAUAUAUAGAGAACGAACAUUAAUUGCUCAUUAUAUUAUUAUAUCUCACAUACGAGGAUGAAAAAUUCGAGCACGUUCGAGCGCGUUUCAUGCUGACUUUCGUUCGUUCAUUUCAAAUGGUUUUCGCGAAUCCGAUACCGUUUCCAUUUUAUUAUUACGUUUACGUUACGUUGCAAGAUUAUUUUUCUAAUUAUCGAACGAAUAAUCGAAGAGUAGAAAAGACAUAUCGAGUACAAAAAAGAAUUGGACAGCUUUAAGACGCUAAAUUGAUUAACAGUUUUCUUGUGCAAACUCGGUAUUUGAAAUGUUUUUUCAUUAAAUGUUAUUUUUUACCGCUUAACCGUAGUAUUUUUUCGCCUUCCACUCUUUAUUGACAUAACUGCGUUUCUUUCCAAAUGCGAAUAACGUGAGUCGAGUGACAAGAAGUCUGACGAAUCGCGCGUGUAUGUUUGAAUUGUACAUAAUCUUCUGACCGAGUACGUGUGCGUGCGCUCGUUUGUACAUUCUUCUGUAAAAUCAUGGUUUGCGUGUGAGCGGUGCGAAUGUUGCGUGAGAUUUCACCUGAUGAGCCUGACGAGAGAAACGCGAGCGUGUCAAAUAUUGAAAUUGCGAUGACCAUACUACGUGUAUCUACAAUAAUUAUAGAUCUCUCUCUAUAAUAUAUACACACCUCAACGUAAUCAGAAUAAACGUGUUGAUAUGAAAAACGA